AUGGACUCGCUUUGCCUUGCGGAGCUUGCGGAGCCCGCCUGUGAUCGAAGCAGACUGGUCUUUAACUAUGGCCAGUUGAAGCCCUGCGCCCUGGACUAUAUCAACGAGACGGUGGAUGGCUUGGUGAGGCAUAACCCACAGCUGGCAGAGGAACUCACCUGGAGAUGUUACCUUGGGCAGUCAUCCCUCCGUGGCCUAGCUCAUUGGAUGCUGCUGCUGCAGCCGGUGCAGGAGAAGGAGGUAGCAGUGCCUUUCAGUCAGAUGCGGAAUGCAACCAUUGAAAUGGCAGAUUCUAUGACGAGAUCAGUCGAUCCUGGCCAUUUCUUCUUGGCCAUCGAACUGUUGGUUGACGAGGACACGUAG
Molecule: messenger RNA, 363 nt
Organism: Durusdinium trenchii
Lineage: Eukaryota; Dinophyceae; Suessiales; Symbiodiniaceae
Source: the annotation of a GenBank genome assembly